AAAAAAAAAAAAAAUGGAAAAAGCGAUGGAGAGACAAAGGGUGCUGCUUCAGCAUCUUCAACCUUCGUCUUCUUCCGACUCCGCUCUCUCUCCCUCAGCUUGCUUAGCUGCAUAUCAGAACACCUCUAAAUAUGGAGAUGAUGUUGUCAUCGUCGCGGCACAAAGGACUGCUAUUUGCAAGGCAAAACGUGGCAGCUUCAAGGAUACAUAUCCGGACGAGUUGCUUGCAUCUGUUCUGAGAGCAUUGAUAGAGAAAACAAAUGUAAACCCAUCUGAAGUUGGUGACAUCGUAGUGGGUACUGUUUUGGGGCCAGGAUCUCAGAGAGCCAGUGAAUGCAGGAUGGCUUCGUUCUAUGCUGGUUUCCCUCUAACUGUUCCCAUUAGAACCGUCAACAGACAGUGUGCAUCUGGGCUUCAAGCUGUCGCUGAUGUUGCCGCUGCCAUAAAAGCUGGUUUUUAUGACAUUGGUAUUGGAGCUGGACUGGAGUCCAUGACAACCAAUCCAAGGGGUUGGAAAGGAUCAGUCAACCCAAAGGUGAAGAAUUUUGAACAAGCACAUAGUUGCCUUCUUCCAAUGGGUAUUACUUCAGAAAAUGUAUCACACCGGUUUAAUAUUUCAAGGGAGGAGCAGGAUCAAGCCGCUGUUGAUUCUCACAGAAAAGCUGCUUCUGCUACAGCUUCCGGUAAAUUUGAGGAUGAAAUAAUCCCCGUAAAAACCAAGAUAGUUGACCCAAAGACAGGUGAUGAGAAACCCAUAACAGUUUCUGUGGAUGAUGGGAUUCGACCCAACACAACCCUUUCCGGACUUAUGAAGCUGAAACCAGUGUUUAAGAAAGACGGAACCACAACUGCUGGAAAUUCAAGCCAAUUAAGUGACGGUGCAGGAGCUGUUCUACUUAUGAGGAGAAGUGUUGCAAUGGAGAAAGGCCUUCCUAUUCUUGGUGUAUUCAGGACAUUUGCUGCAGUUGGUGUGGACCCAGCCAUCAUGGGGAUUGGGCCAGCUGUUGCCAUUCCUACUGCAGUCAAGGCGGCUAGUUUAGAACUUGAUGACAUCGACUUGUUUGAGAUUAAUGAGGCGUUUGCAUCUCAGUUUGUUUAUUGUCGCAACAAGUUGGGGAUAAACCCGGAAAAGAUCAAUGUCAAUGGAGGAGCCAUAGCCAUUGGACAUCCAUUGGGCGCUACAGGUGCCAGAUGCGUUGCAACACUGCUGCACGAGAUGAAACGCCGCGGUAAAGACUGCCGUUUUGGAGUAGUGUCAAUGUGCAUAGGUUCGGGAAUGGGAGCAGCUGCGGUGUUUGAGAGAGGAGACAGCGUGGAUGAGCUCCGCAACAUCUGUAAAAGAAAAUAAGGCCUUUUGACAAAGGGCUCUUGCUAUGGACUUUACAAAUUAGAACACUGCUACAAAUAAAUGUGUUAUAGAUGAAUAAAUCAUGACAACAACAGGACAAUACUUGAGACUUGAGAACAACUUUCUAACAAUACAUAGUGAGUAGAAUCAUUUAUAAAUAUACCAUUUAAGAACAUA
Messenger RNA from Capsella rubella, 1525 nucleotides. Its product is annotated as 3-ketoacyl-CoA thiolase 1, peroxisomal. Gene Ontology annotation, molecular function: acetyl-CoA C-acyltransferase activity. Gene Ontology annotation, cellular component: peroxisome. Bases 14 to 1348 code for a protein of 444 amino acids. The transcript has 14 exons. Lineage: Eukaryota; Viridiplantae; Streptophyta; Magnoliopsida; Brassicales; Brassicaceae. Gene Ontology annotation, biological process: fatty acid beta-oxidation; phenylacetate catabolic process. The record is from RefSeq and is a predicted model, not a curated record.